Molecule: messenger RNA, 1185 nt
Organism: Mugil cephalus (flathead mullet)
Lineage: Eukaryota; Metazoa; Chordata; Actinopteri; Mugiliformes; Mugilidae
Gene: six9
Product: SIX homeobox 9
Exons: 3
Coding region: 113-853 (246 amino acids)
Biological process (GO): regulation of transcription by RNA polymerase II
Cellular component (GO): nucleus; transcription regulator complex
Molecular function (GO): DNA-binding transcription factor activity, RNA polymerase II-specific; RNA polymerase II cis-regulatory region sequence-specific DNA binding
Source: RefSeq, a predicted model, not a curated record
UCGUUUUUGUUCAUCCACAGAGGCUUCAGUUCUCUGCUGCACAGAACUAAGGGAAGACGCUUCCACUCAAACUUUGCUCCGACUCACGUCUGAGGACUUUUUGGACCACGGCAUGACAUUCAAUCCAGAGCAGAUCACUUGCGUGUGUGAGGUCCUGCUACAGAGCGGCUGCAUGGAUCGUCUCGCCGGCUUUCUCUGCACUCUUCCUCCCUCCUCCUCCUCCUCCUCCUCCUCGUGCCCCGGGGAGUUGGAGAGCGUGCUGAAAGCCAAAGCCGCAGUGGCCUUUCACCAGGGGCGAUUCUCAGACCUCUACACCCUGCUGGAGGGCUUCCCCUUCUCCCCACGCAGCCACCCGCUCCUGCAGCAACUCUGGCUGCGAGCCCACUACAUCGAGGCCGAGAGGCAGAGGGGCCGACCCCUGGGAGCUGUGGGGAAGUAUCGCGUGAGGAGAAAGUUUCCCCUACCCCAUACCAUCUGGGAUGGAGAAGAGACCAGCUACUGCUUCAAAGAGAAAUCUCGGAGUAUCCUCCGGGAGUGGUACCGUCUAAGGCCGUAUCCGUCCACCCGGGAGAAGCGGGAGCUCGCGGCGGCCAGCGGCCUCUCAACCGUCCAAGUCAGCAACUGGUUCAAGAACCGCAGACAGAGGGACCGAAGCACCACCACGGACGUUAGCGGUUUCCACGCACCAGGCUCUGGAGGACCUUUAGAUGAAGCCUACCUUUCCUCUGACCACGACCUUUCACCUCCAGGGAGCCCGCAGCCUCAGCACCACCGCCCUCCACCUCCACCUCCACCCCUCUUUCACCCACCACCUCCUCUACAUCACAAGUGUGGGGGCCAUUCAAACGUCUAAUUUAACAUACUCUAAUGUAAAGUCAAUUUUAUUAACCAAAACCGGACUUUACAGACACUGCACUGUGACUCGAACAAAUAUACAGAACACCAUAAAUGACAGACAUUAAAGGUAAGACUCAUAUGGCUGGAUCCAGUUCAACAGAUGAGUUCACAGAUGUGAUGUAAAACCCUGCAGUAGAUCUCCGCUCCAUCGCACUGAGACAUGUGUAACAAUUACAGUUUGUUGAAAAGGACCACGCUGCGAAGAUGUCACAGAAUUUAUCAGUGUUUUUGACGUCCCAGAAUGUCACAUAACUGUAAGAGAAACUGAAUAAAGUCAUUUUAACUUCA